GGGAAGCUGCUGCGUGAAAAUGGCAACGGGGGGGAUGGAGAGACAUCAAGAAUCCUGGCCCCGUGGUGGAGUGCUUGGAAUCAGCAUGGCCCCUUUCGCUGCCAGAGAUGGAGCCUGUCUCCUGGACCGGACCCUCGGGGGAGCACGCAUCGGGGACCGGGAAUGAGCGUUGCAGAGCCAGGACUCUCUCCAGGUGGAUGGCACAGGCCGCCUGGCGUAAAGAUUUGGCUGGGGAGCUGGUGAAAGAAAAGACGAAACGGGGGGUGCCUCAUCCCCAGAGGCUCUGGAUGGAUUGGAAUGGGGAAGUCAGCCUGCAGUACGAGCCCACAGCAACUGGAAGGCACCUGCUUCAUCCUCAGAGCACUCUUCCUCCUCCUUUUCUGCGGGCAUGCUUGCUGCCAAUGUAAGAUCCUGCGCUGCAACGCCGACUACGUGGCCGCCACCCUCAACCUGCGCGGCUCCAACAAGGACGUGGCUUACUGCAACGCCCUGCGCUCCUACUCCCACUGCACCCGCAAGACGGCCCGGACCUGCCGGGGCGACCUGGUCUACCACUCUGCCGUCCACGGCAUCGAGGACCUCAUGAUCCAACACAACUGCUCCAAGGAAGGCCCCACCUCGCCGCCCCGGCCCCGCCCGCCGGCCCCCAACCACCAGGGCUUUGAGUCCCUGGACAUCUGCAACUACGAGAAGAGCUUCCUCUACAAGCAUGGCCAGCCCCCCACCUACCAGCACUGCGCGGCCUUCGGGGACCCCCACGUCCGCACCUUCCAUGAUGAGUUCCACACCUGCCGCGUGGAGGGCUCCUGGCCUCUCCUGGACAAUAACUACUUGUUUGUGCAGGCAACUAGCUACCCGGUGGCAAAGAGUUCCAAUGCGACAGCCACCGGCAAGCUCACGAUCAUAUUUAAGAACAUGAAGGAAUGCAUCGACCAGAAGGUCUACCAGGCCGAAAUAGACAACCUGCCGGCUGCCUUUGAGGAUGGCUCGGUGAACGGUGGCGAGAGGCCGGGGGGGAGCAGCCUGACCAUCCAGGAACGUGCGCCCGGGCAGCACGUGGAGAUCCGGGCUGCCUACAUCGGCACCACCAUCGCCGUACGCCAGGCAGGCCGGCAGCUAUCCUUCUCCAUCCGGGCAGCCAAGGAGGUGGCGCAGGCCUUCACCGAAGAGCAGGACCUGCAACUCUGUGUGGGCGGCUGCCCGCCCAGCCAGCGCAUCUCCCGCAGCGAAUGUCACCACACUGGGAUUGCCGCUGAGACAGCGCGACUGCUGUGCAAGGAGAAGCUGCCGGUGGAGGACGUCUACUUCCAGUCGUGCGUCUUUGAUGUGGUAACCUCGGGCGAUGCCAAUUUCACCCUGGCCGCACGUGGUGCUCUGGAGGACGCAAAGAUGUUCCACCCAGAUGCUGAGAAACUGCACAUCUUCCAGACUGGGGCAGGCUGCCGUCUCAUCUCCUUACCCUUCCUCCUUGUCAUCGUCACCUCUAACCUCUUGGCUAUUCAGUUGUGCUUUUAACACUCCUUGCCCAUCAGGUACCAGGGCUACAAGAACCUGUAGCUGCACUGUGACAUACAGACAGGAGUGAGGUGGACAUCAGCUGAAAGGAAGCGGUGCUCUAUCUAGAAUCUGCUAUCAUGGGGGUGGAACCAAACUGGCGAAAGGCCCUGGUCUUCGAGAAAAGACCUGGAAAUAGCAGCUCAUGCUUCCUAUUCUCAAACACGCUGCGGACUGGAUUAGUUGGGUUUUGUUCUGCUCCUGAAUGUUAGUGGAAUUUUCCCAUCGUGGGUUCUGAUUUUUUUUUUUUUUUU
Molecule: messenger RNA, 1808 nt
Organism: Trachemys scripta elegans
Lineage: Eukaryota; Metazoa; Chordata; Testudines; Emydidae
Gene: HJV
Product: hemojuvelin BMP co-receptor
Exons: 4
Coding region: 298-1515 (405 amino acids)
Biological process (GO): BMP signaling pathway
Cellular component (GO): plasma membrane
Molecular function (GO): coreceptor activity
Source: RefSeq, a predicted model, not a curated record